Paramuricea clavata is the source of this 693-nucleotide messenger RNA. Lineage: Eukaryota; Metazoa; Cnidaria; Anthozoa; Malacalcyonacea; Plexauridae. The record is from the annotation of a GenBank genome assembly.
AUGAGAUUACAGAGAUACAGCAUUAACGUUGUUUAUAAGAAAGGAUCUAGUUUAGUGUCGGCAGAUACGUUGUCUAGAGCACCACUCUCUAGUGUACACAAUAGGAAACAGAACAAUUUUGAUGCGUUCAGACUGGAAGUUGAACGACUUGAUGCCUUAGCAAAUCCGCAGCUUCUACCAAAGACGACGAUAAGUCUUCAGGCUACAACAGCGAAAGAUCCCAAUGUAGCUCAGCUGUUGAAGGUGAUUUUGUCAGGGUACCCCGAUAUAAAGUCUCACCUUCCAGGCUGUGUUAAGCCAUACUGGUGUUUUCAUGAUGAAAUGUCUGUUCACAAUGGUGUAAUUUAUCGUGGUAGUCAAGCUGUUAUCCCAAAGUCCAUGAGCAGACAGAUGUUGACAAAGAUUCACGCAUCGCAUGCAGGCGCAGAGAGUAACAUACGAAUGGCGAAGGAUAUUGUUUACUGGCCUGGAAUGCAACCUGAAAUUAAAGAUAUGUGUCAAAAUUGUGGACAAUGUGCUCAAUUUGGAAUAGAGAAUACAAGAGAGCCCGUGAAAUCACAACCUAUCCCAAAAUAUCCGUGGCAAUUUGUAAGUCAGGAUAUAUUCCAGUUUGAAUCAAGUAGUUAUGUCGUUACAGUUGAUCAUUAUUCUGACUUUAUUGAACUUGGCGAGUUGGAUAACACGUUAUCAUAA